This is a messenger RNA of Synchytrium microbalum, 3288 nucleotides long. RefSeq lists its product as uncharacterized. The transcript is spliced from 21 exons. The coding region runs from base 1 to 3288 and encodes 1095 amino acids. Lineage: Eukaryota; Fungi; Chytridiomycota; Chytridiomycetes; Synchytriales; Synchytriaceae. Gene Ontology annotation, molecular function: GTPase activity; GTP binding; structural constituent of cytoskeleton. Gene Ontology annotation, cellular component: cytoplasm; microtubule. Gene Ontology annotation, biological process: microtubule cytoskeleton organization; mitotic cell cycle. The record is from RefSeq and is a predicted model, not a curated record.
AUGAGAUUGGUUGCGUUAAUCAGGCAAGUUAGCUCCUUGAGAUUAUGGAAGCGGUCAAGUAGUGGUGGCAAGGACUCCUUCUUCAGCUUGCUACACGCUGUUGCUAAUGGUCAUGAAAUUGUUGCAUUGGCAAAUCUGCUACCAAAGAGUACAACUGAUGACGACGAACUGGACUCGUACAUGUUCCAGACUGUAGGACAUGAUAUCAUUCCUCUCUACGCGGAAUGCAUGUCGCUGCCUCUCUUCCGACGAGAAAUACAAGGAGCUUCCAUGUCAACUGGAUCGGAAUACACACCAAAGGAUGGUGAUGAGGUCGAAGACCUGUAUCAAUUACUGCAUCAAGUCAAGCUCGAACUGAAUGUGGAUGGUGUCACGUCUGGUGCUAUACUGAGCAAUUAUCAGAGAGUGAGGGUUGAAGGAGUAUGCUCAAGACUGGACCUCACUUCAUAUGCGUACUUGUGGAGGCGUGAUCAACAGGAGCUGCUUGGUGAUAUGGUUGCCGCUGGGAUGGAGUGUGUUUUGGUCAAAGUUGCUGCUAUGGGCUUGGAUACCCGGCAUCUAGGCAAGUCGCUACGGGAACUACAGAGCCAUUUUGUGAAUAUGCACGCUCGUUAUGACAUGCACAUAUGUGGAGAAGGUGGUGAAUACGAAACCAUUACUCUUGACAUGCCGCUCUUUUCGAAACGGAUUGUGCUAGAUGAGACAGCUGUGGUUAUACACUCUGAUGACGCAUUUGCUCCUGUCGCGUACCUGAAAUGCAAACGGGCACAUGUUGAGGAGAAGCAGACGUUUGGGCUUACGAGUGAGCUUAGGGAGCAGAUACUUAAUGCAGCGCUUUCAGUACAGGCUGUAGAUGUUAGACAUAAUGAGGCUGAUGCAGAGCCACCUAGUAAUACAUCAUAUAUAACCAUCCCCGUCACACCAACAGUAAAUUCGAUACACCCAUAUCUUGCAAUCGGCCAAGUGACACCUUCUUCCGAGACGGGGACAAUAGACGACCAAGUGGACGAUGUGAUGUCGACCGUCACCACUCUGCUCAGCAAAGACGAUUUGACCUUCCAGCAUGUCGUGUUGAUGCACGUGUUUGUGAAGGAUUUGAGUGUGUUUGCACGUAUGAAUGCUGUGUAUAAAAAGUACUUUGGGAUUAACCCGUCUCCAAGAGUAACGGUUCAAGGCAUCUUGGCCGACGGUAAAUCAAUCCAGAUCGAUUGUCUCGCUGUCACCAAGCUGGAGCACCGAGAUAGUAUGCAUGUGCAAAGUAUCUCGUACUGGGCACCUGCGAAUGUGGGACCAUAUAGCCAAGCUACACAAAUAGACGACACCAUUUACAUCGCCGGCCAAAUUGGUUUAACGCCUCAUACUAUGACACUACCGGCAUCGCUCCAUCAAGAAUGUCUUCAAGUAGUCCAGAAUCUGAAAUCAGUGGUUAGUGCCAUGAACUCGUCGCUAGAAAAAGAUGUAGUAUGGCGUGUGGUAUACGUUACGAAGUUCGAGUAUAUCACGUCUAUUAAACCAUUAAUGGAGAAUGAAGAGGUGCCUACUUGCUAUUUGGUGGUAGAUGUAUUGCCACGAGAUUGUCGUGUCGAGAUACAGGCCAUUUGUCAGAAGCCGUAUGUUCGAGAGGAUGAGGACGAAGAAGACAGUAGUGUUGUUAUGAAUGCUUAUUCAGACGAAACCAUUAAAGGACACGGAUGCACACUAACUAUCUCAGUAAAGCAAUGUGGUAAAGUAGUGGUCGCUUUUGGAUUUAUUCGAGAUGGUGAUGGUGGUGAGCGCGUCUCUGAGCUCUUGUCAACACUGGACGCCAAACUCCAACAUGCUAAUGGAAGGCCGAUAUUCUCUCGAGUAUUUUGUAAGCCUGAUAUUAUGAGUGCGGUGUGUCAAGCUUGUCAAGCAGCUUCAUCAGGUGGUGGCAGUGUUUCAGUGGUUGGAGUACAAGAAGUAGCUGAUCAAAAGGGAAUACGUGCUGAGCAAUGUGGUAACCAGAUUGGUGCCAAGUUCUGGGAAGUGAUCUCAGACGAACACGGUAUUGACCCCACUGGUACAUACCACGGAGACUCUGAUCUCCAAUUGGAACGUAUCAACGUCUACUACAACGAAGCUACUGGUGGCAAAUAUGUCCCACGUGCUGUCCUUGUAGAUUUGGAACCCGGUACCAUGGACUCGGUCCGUGCAGGUCCAUUCGGUCAACUCUUCCGUCCAGACAACUUUGUGUUUGGUCAAUCCGGUGCUGGUAACAACUGGGCUAAAGGUCACUACACUGAAGGUGCUGAAUUGGUCGACUCUGUAUUGGAUGUUGUCCGAAAGGAAGCCGAAUCUUGUGAUUGCCUACAAGGUUUCCAGAUUACACACUCCCUUGGAGGUGGUACUGGAGCUGGUAUGGGUACCCUCUUGAUCUCCAAGAUCCGUGAAGAGUACCCAGACCGAAUGAUGUGUACCUUCUCCGUCGUCCCAUCGCCCAAGGUGUCUGACACCGUAGUAGAACCAUACAAUGCCACUCUAUCCGUACAUCAAUUGGUAGAAAACUCUGACGAGACCUUCUGUAUUGAUAACGAAGCCUUGUACGAUAUCUGUUUCCGAACCCUCAAACUCACCACCCCAACUUAUGGUGACUUGAACCACUUGGUCUCCGCCGUUAUGUCUGGUAUUACCACUUGUUUACGAUUCCCAGGUCAAUUGAACGCUGAUCUUCGAAAAUUGGCUGUAAACAUGGUGCCAUUCCCUCGUCUCCACUUCUUCAUGGUCGGUUUUGCUCCAUUGACAUCUAGAGGAUCUCAACAAUACCGAGCCCUGACUGUCCCAGAACUCACCCAACAAAUGUUUGACGCCAAAAACAUGAUGGCUGCUUCUGACCCACGUCACGGACGAUACUUGACCGUAGCUGCCAUGUUUAGAGGUCGUAUGUCUAUGAAGGAAGUUGACGAACAAAUGCUCAACGUCCAAAAUAAGAACUCUUCUUACUUUGUUGAAUGGAUUCCAAACAAUGUCAAGACUGCCGUUUGUGACAUUCCACCAAAGGGAUUGAAGAUGUCUGUUACUUUCAUUGGUAACUCGACCGCCAUCCAGGAACUCUUUAAACGUAUCUCGGAUCAAUUCACUGCCAUGUUCCGUCGUAAGGCUUUCUUGCAUUGGUACACUGGUGAGGGUAUGGAUGAAAUGGAAUUCACUGAAGCUGAAUCCAACAUGAAUGACUUGGUCUCUGAAUACCAGCAGUAUCAAGACGCCACCGCUGAAGAAGGCGAAUUCGAAGAAGGCGAAGGUGAAGCCGCUGAAGGCGAAGCCGCAUAA